Molecule: messenger RNA, 1098 nt
Organism: Saprolegnia parasitica CBS 223.65
Lineage: Eukaryota; Oomycota; Saprolegniomycetes; Saprolegniales; Saprolegniaceae
Exons: 3
Coding region: 1-1098 (365 amino acids)
Biological process (GO): dephosphorylation
Molecular function (GO): phosphatase activity
Source: RefSeq, a predicted model, not a curated record
AUGUCGGAUGACCUCGAGCUGCGCCACGUCCUCGUCGCCUUCCGCCACGGUGACCGUUCGCCCAUCCUGCCCAAGCUAGGCACGGCCAUCAACAUGGACGACGCGGAGCGUGACUUUUGGGGUGCCCGCCUCGCGACACCCGACCAGAUCCAAGUCCUUGAUGCGACGGCCGCGCGCGCAGGCCUCCAGAAGGGCGAGCCCGCACCGACGCUGGCGCCGCUCAUUGGAGGUGCGUGGCCCAACGGGUACCUCACGGCGCGGGGCGUCAACCAAAUGAUGGCCAAGGGCCGCGGUCUCCGCGAGCGCUACCGCGAUUUCCUCCACACGCCGACCGUCGACGACGUGUACGUGCGGUCGACGAACGUCGUGCGCACGAUCCAGUCGGGCCAGAGCGUCCUCCACGGCAUGUUUCCCGAGCUCUACGACUCUUCCAAGGCGCCUGCGUUUGAGAUCCACUUGCACCCGACGUGCCCCUUGUCGCUCGGCCAUCACAUGGACUACCACCAUCUCUCGACCACGCUCAAGGCGCGCCGGCACGAGUCGCCCAUCCAAGACAUUGAUGCGCUUGAGAAGAAGGUGCAUGCGCUCGUGGGCCUCGCCGACGGCGAAGACGUGCAGUGGUCCUUCUUGCGCGAGAUCCUCGUGUGCCGAGAGGCCCAUGGAUUCCCGUUCCCGCCCGGCAUGUCGCUUGACGUGGUGCAGCAGUCGAUUCUGCACAACGCGUGGGAGUGGCACGCACACCUCUCGGACCAUACGUUCCUUUCAAAAGCAUUCGGCCGCGGUGUCCACGAAGCGUACGGCUACCUCGCCAACGCCAUCGAGGGCACGAGUCGCCACAAGCUGACGCUGCUGUCUGCGCACGACGACACGCUCUGCGGCCUUCUGCACGCGUUCGAGCUGCACCGUCCGAACGUGCCGUUCCUUGUGCCCGAGUACGGCUCGAUCUUGACGUUCGAGCUCUACUGCGCCAAGUCGACGGGCGACUGGUUCGUCAAGGCCAACUUUGACGGCGACGACGUCUUCUUUGCCGGCGUCCACAAUGUGCUGUGCCCCGUUCGCCACCUGCAGGCUGUCGUCGCCACGUUCCCGUCGCAGUAA